AUGUUUAGUUCAAUCAUAUUUAAAACGACACCUGCGCACGCACGAUCGUCUGCAUUUUUCUCUCUAAAGCGCUUACCGAGUAAACCACAUUUACAGCGAACUCCAACAUGGACAACAACACCGCCUUUAAAAGCAUUUACGACGGGCUCUUAUUACGCGAAACCACAAACCACGCUUACCGAAAAUGCUCGGGUAUUUUUUGUUAAACCGCCGACGACGCAAUCCAAUCAACCUUCUUCCAUGCUUCUUUUAAUACAACCAUGUAACACAAGAUCAUAUUGUCAACGAACAUUUGCUUGGACUGGGCAGCAAAUUAAACAUUUUACUACAACUGUAUUUAAUCCUAAAGAAAAAAUAAAACCCGAUAAGACAUUGUCAGAAUCUGGUAGUGGUUCGAAAGGUGAUGGUGAACAAGGUGGUAAUAAUAGUAAUAAUGGAAAUCAUGAUGGUGGUGAAGGAAAUUCGGGAAGUGGAAAUAAAGGGGAUGGAUCUGGCAAAGGUGGUAAUGAUGGAGCAGGUGAUAACCCCCCUCGAUCGCCAUUUGAGGGAAUUCAACGAACUCUGCACGUAUUAGAAACUACAUUGCAGAAGCCAUCAGUGCCAGAAGUUUAUCCUCAAGUUUUGGCACUACCAAUUGCGCGACGUCCAUUAUUUCCCGGAUUUUAUAAAGCUGUUGUAAUCAAAGAUCAUAAUGUCACAGCGGCAAUAAAAGAGUUAAUGAAACGUGGACAACCUUAUGUCGGUGCUUUCCUAUUAAAAGAUGAGGAGACAGACGUUGACACGAUCACAGACGCAUCUCAAGUUUUCCGAGUGGGAGUAUUUGCUCAGAUUACGAGCGUUUUCCCCGCAAAUGGGGGUCAAGAUGAGAAUUCAUUAACUGCUGUCUUGUAUCCUCAUAGAAGAAUACGAAUUACCGAUCUUGUGCCACCAAAUCAAAUUGGUGGUGGUGGAACUUUGGAAGAAACUGUGGCCGAGGAGGCUGAAGAAGAUAAUAAUGUCAGAGAAGAAACGCAAAAAGUGUCGGAACAAUAUGCCACCUCUUUUCUCAAGGAUUUCAAUGUUUCCCUCGUGAAUGUUGAAAACCUUGUUGACGAACCUUAUGCAAGAAAGAAUCAAGUCAUUCGUGCGAUAACAUCUGAAAUUGUCGCGGUAUUCAAAGAUAUUGCUACUCUGAAUCCAUUAUUUCGUGAUCAAAUUGCAAACUUUUCAAUGUCCCAAUCUGCCGGAAAUGUGUUCGAAGAACCCGCUAAACUAGCUGAUUUCGCUGCGGCCGUCUCUACCGGUGAACCAAAUGAAUUGCAAGAAGUACUUGAAAGUCUGGUGAUCGAAGAACGGCUACAAAAAUCUUUACUGGUCCUUAAAAAAGAAUUGGUAAACGCUCAAUUGCAAAGCAAAAUUAGCAAAGAAGUCGAAUCAAAAAUUGCCAAAAGGCAACGCGAAUAUUACUUGAUGGAACAAUUAAAAGGAAUAAAGAAAGAAUUGGGAAUUGAAACGGACGGUAAAGAUAAAUUAGUCGAAAAAUUUAGAGAAAAAGCCGAUAAAUUGGCUAUGCCCGAAGCAGUACAGAAAGAAAUAAACAAACUAGCUCAUCUUGAACCUGCUGCUUCGGAAUUUAAUGUGACUCGGAAUUAUCUUGAUUGGUUAACUCAAGUACCAUGGGGACAAAGAUCCCCUGAAAACUAUAAUAUUACACACGCAAAAAAAGUCCUUGAUGAAGAUCAUUAUGGUCUACAAGAUGUCAAAGAUCGGAUACUCGAGUUUAUUGCUGUUGGCAAACUUAGGGGUACUGUUGAGGGUAAAAUUUUAUGUCUUGUCGGACCUCCUGGCGUAGGUAAAACUUCAAUUGGUAAAUCAAUCGCACGCGCUCUUUCGCGUCAAUUUUACCGCUUCAGUGUUGGAGGUUUGACGGAUGUGGCGGAAAUUAAAGGGCAUCGUCGUACCUAUGUUGGAGCAAUGCCUGGUAAAGUUGUCCAGGCUUUGAAAAAAGUUCAAACCGAGAACCCUCUAAUUUUAAUUGAUGAAGUGGAUAAGAUUGGACGAGGUCAUCAAGGUGAUCCUUCAUCAGCAUUAUUAGAACUACUUGACCCCGAACAAAACUAUUCGUUUUUAGAUCAUUAUAUGGACGUGCCAGUGGAUCUUUCAAAAGUUCUUUUCGUAUGCACGGCAAACAUUACAGACACUAUUCCUGGGCCAUUACUUGAUCGUAUGGAAGUUAUCCAACUUUCUGGUUAUAUAGCGGAUGAAAAAAUCAACAUUGCUUCAAAAUAUUUGGCACCUACAGCUAAAGAGAUGGCUGGGUUACAGAACGCAAAUGUGAAUCUUCAUUCAGAUGCAAUUGAGGUACUAAUUCGAUCUUAUUGUCGAGAAAGCGGCGUGCGCAAUCUCAAAAAGCAUAUCGAUAAGAUAUACCGAAAAGCAGCAUAUAAAAUAGUUGUAGACCUUGGUGAUGAAGCUCUGCCUUCACAAGAAAUGGAAAGCUCUUCUGAUACAGAUUCCGUAUCUUCUGAAAAAAAUAAGGAUGAUGAAGUGUCAACUACUACAGAACAACGUAAGCCAUUAGAAGUACCAAAUAAUGUCAGUGUAGAUAUAACUGUUGAUAAUUUGAAGGAUUAUGUUGGGCCUCCGACUUUCCAUUCUGAUCGUUUAUAUGAUGUAACGCCUCCUGGUGUAGUCAUGGGAUUGGCCUGGACGAGUAUGGGUGGCUCGGCGUUGUAUGUUGAAUCAACCUUGGAUUCAAUUCUUACACCAAACUCAACUCCUGCUUUGUCAAAAACUGGACAAAUGGGGGAUGUUAUGAAGGAAUCCACAACAAUUGCUUAUACUUUUGCGAAAAGUUUGAUGGCGCGACGAUUUCCAGAGAAUAAAUUCUUUGAACAGGCAUCUAUACAUCUCCAUGUGCCAGAGGGAGCCACACCUAAGGAUGGUCCCUCUGCUGGAAUCACAAUGGCUACUUCUCUUUUAUCUCUCGCUAUGUCAAAAGCUCUCGAUCCAACGAUAGCAAUGACGGGCGAGCUGACACUUACGGGAAAAGUUUUGAAAAUUGGUGGUCUUCGUGAGAAAGCUGUAGCAGCUAAACGAUCAGGCGUGACAACUUUAAUUCAUCCUGAAGCCAAUAUAAGUGAUUGGGAAGAAUUACCUGCAAAUGUAAAAGAAGGUUUACGAGGCGUACCGGUCGCUUGGUACGAUGAUGUAUUCCGCGUCGUAUUCGGUGAUGUCACUAAGGAAUAUGUUGAAGAAGUAUGGAACAAUAUGCUCAAAAAAGAAUCUGUCGAAGAGAACGUUAUUAAUACGCCACUUCCUCCACCUGAUAAAAAACCAAUAUUAAAUUUAGCGACACAAUGA
This is a messenger RNA of Ambispora leptoticha, 3342 nucleotides long. The record is from the annotation of a GenBank genome assembly. Lineage: Eukaryota; Fungi; Glomeromycota; Glomeromycetes; Archaeosporales; Ambisporaceae.